AUCAUCAAGCGUCAUACGCGUUCACCAAGUAUUGUAUUGAUAAUCAGUACUACCCAGUAUUAUCUAGGUGUAAACUGGAGUAUAGCGAAGGAGUGCGGUCGAACAUAAUUUUACUUAAGCAUGAAGUCGCAUCCGGUGUUUUCUGUAAACAUGAUGUAAAAGUUACGCGUGGUUUACAAUCGUCGUGUCACAACUGUCAUUUAUAUGUAUAAAUAGAACGAGUGCUAAUUAUUUAUUUGAUUGACACCUGUUAAUCUUCAACAGGAUAAGCGUAAUAACGCUUUAUAUUGUUCCCUCAAUUAUAAUGAUAUAUCGGCUACCGAAGAGACGUUUCGUGAGAAGCAGAUGCUUAACUUGGACUAUGAGAACCUCUGUAUUGAUAUACCUUAUUAUAUUUGGGUUUCUACCAAUAAUUUUUCAUUAUUCUUAUACUCUUCAAAAAAAGAUACUUUUUUUAAAUUUUGUACAUUGGCCACUUAAAGUAGAGUUUUCCAAUCCAAAAUUGAUUGGGCUGGAAGGCGCUAGAAAUUUUUAUUUACAUACUGAUCAGCAAGUAAAAAUAGGUGCAUGGCAGAUAUUACCACGGUCUUUAUUAAAUAAUUCCAUUCCUGCGACAGACGAAGCUUAUGAAGCAGUUUUAAGUAAUGCUGAGCUACCUGUAUUUUUGUACAUGCAUGGAAACAGUGGUAAUAGAGCAAGUUCGCAUAGACUCGAACUUUAUAAGCUUUUCCAAGAUCUAGAUUAUCAUGUUAUAUGUUUUGAUUACAGAAGCUAUGGGGAUAGCGAUGUAGUAGAACUCUCUGAAGAAGGUGUAGUUAUGGAUAGUAAAUAUGUUCUUGAAUGGGUGAUGAAAAAAGUUAAUGAUUCAGCUCCAGUUUAUGUUUGGGGUCAUUCUUUAGGAACUGGAGUUUCUACACAUGUGUUAGCUCUGCUAGCAGCUGAAAAUAUACAACCAACAGGAUUAUUUUUGGAAGCACCCUUCAAUAACAUACAAGACGAAUUAACAGAGCAUCCAUUUGCACAGAUAUUCAAACACUUACCAUGGUUCCAUUGGAUAGCUGUUGAACCAUUUUAUAAGAAUAAUUUGCGAUUUGAAUCUGACAAACAUAUUACUAAUAUUGAUUGUCCUAUUAUGAUAUUACAUGCUGAAGAUGAUGGUGUAAUUCCAGUUUUCUUAGCAGAAAAGCUUUAUCAAGCAGCAUUAGAUAGUUUUGGAAACAAUACAAAUCGUAUUCAGAUGAUAAAAAUAGAUUCGUCCUAUGGGCUUGGACAUAAAUAUAUUUGUAGAUACAAGGAAUUACCUAGUAUAAUUAAGACAUUUGUCGUUAAAGCACAUGGAAAUCUGACUGAAUAA
Messenger RNA from Cyphomyrmex costatus, 1354 nucleotides. RefSeq names its product monoacylglycerol lipase ABHD12. The transcript is spliced from 9 exons. Gene Ontology annotation, molecular function: monoacylglycerol lipase activity; phosphatidylcholine lysophospholipase A1 activity. Lineage: Eukaryota; Metazoa; Arthropoda; Insecta; Hymenoptera; Formicidae. The coding region runs from base 305 to 1354 and encodes 349 amino acids. The record is from RefSeq and is a predicted model, not a curated record. Gene Ontology annotation, cellular component: endoplasmic reticulum membrane. Gene Ontology annotation, biological process: phosphatidylserine catabolic process; monoacylglycerol catabolic process.